This is a messenger RNA of Polistes canadensis, 4250 nucleotides long. Its product is annotated as acidic leucine-rich nuclear phosphoprotein 32 family member B-like. The record is from RefSeq and is a predicted model, not a curated record. The transcript is spliced from 3 exons. The coding region runs from base 488 to 835 and encodes 115 amino acids. Lineage: Eukaryota; Metazoa; Arthropoda; Insecta; Hymenoptera; Vespidae.
GAUGUACUAGAACGAAUAGAGACCGAGUAGUAGUCCGCUUCGCGCUAUUCGCGCCACCACGAUCCUUAGUACACGGUUCUCUUUAAAUUCUGACUGGUUCGGUUCUGUCUCAAACCUGCCUCUUCCCCCUCUUUUUACCGCUCGCACUUGCUUUUCUCUCUUUUCCUUUCUGUCUCCUAUCUCUCUCUCUCUCUCCCCCACUCUCCCACUCUCUUGCUCUGUUCCUCUCAUCACUCUCUCGCUCGCUCUUCCCCGCCGCCACCAGGUCGUGGUCUUCCCUUCCCCUAUCCCCAUACUUCGCCUGACGACGCUGCUCUCUCGGGCAUUUCAGUGGAAAUUGACGACGCGUGAGGACUGAGAGUUUCGUUCAACGCGUUACGUACUAUCUAUCCUUUUUUUUUCUCAUCAUUCCGCAAGCGGACACGCAGGCAUCUAGAAGUAUCUCAGGAUUCCAAGUGAAGAAGAAUCAAAUACAAAAGAAUUCAUCAUGAGUACUAAGGAAAACAACGAAAUCGCCGUAGAGAAAGUGGCAGAAAACGACAAAGCUUCUGCCGACGCGAAAUGUGAGAUCAAGGGAAUCAAGAGGCCGGCCGAGGAGAAAAAUGACGAGGCCAAAAAGCAAAAGAAGGAAGAGAAUGGUGAUGGUGACAUAGAGGAAGAAGAAAUUGAGGAGGAAGUUGAAGAAGAAGAAGAGGUAGACGGUGAUGGUGAAGAAGAUGAUGAGGAAGAAGAUAUACCAGAAGGAGAUGAAGAUUUGGAAGAAGGAGAAGAAGAAGAAGAAGAUGAAGCGGAAGGUGAAGGUGAAGAAGUGGAGGAUGAGGAAGAAGACUCAUAAUGAAAAGAGUGGAAGAAUAAUGUAAGUAACAAGGGAGGAAGGCACGUGGCAUCAUCGUCGAUCUUCGGCAAUAUUUUCAGCAAACACUUACUCUCAUAUUGAGUGGUUGGUAACAAUGUUGAUAUCGAUCGUGCCCAAUCAAUGUCACUGGAUCAUCCUCCUGAACUACAAAAUAAAAAUUACCAUCUCACCGGAGUUGUGUAGGGCUGACGCAUUAUUAUAAUGCAGUCGCAUUUCUUACUGUCUUGGCUCUUCGCAAUUCUGAUAUCUUUUAGCCAUCACCAAAUACUAUUAGGUCGUUCGCACGAAAAUUGUACAUUUGUCCUGAGGACAGCAAUAACAAUGAUUAAUAAAUCCAACGUGUAUAUAUAUAUAUAUAUGUAUGUAAAUAUAUAUAAAUAUAAUAAUUAUAUUUAUACAUAUUUAUACAUAUUUAUAUAUCUGUAUUUAGGCUCGUUAAUAUACCAAUUAAAAUCCUGGUAUAUUAGAUGGCUACUGCUUGUCCUCGAAACAAAUAUGCUACUUUAAUAUGAACCACCUAUUAAACUGGUAUUUGCCGUCAUCUGGCUUUCUGCAAAGAAACAUUUUUUAAUGAAACUUAUUUAAGAAUAAAUAAGAAAAAUAAAAAAAUUUUAUUAUAUUUAAAUAGUGUACAAUGAACAUUUGAAUGCGACAGUUUUUUUAUAUUUGAAAUCAAAUUUACGUUUAUAGUUCAACGAAUGUCUCUCACCUAGUGCGUGUGAUUGAAUUUUUUUUUUCAACUGAUGUGUAAUAGCAGUGUUUUCGCAGGAGCGCGAGGCUCGCAAAGUAAAUCAUAUGAUAUAUGAAUGUGUGUGCAUUAAGAAAAAACAAAACGGAACGAAACGAAAUGACACUAAACGAAACUAAAGCAAAAAUAAAAUUCAACUAAGGUAUAAAUCGUAUGGACAUCUCUCGACAUUCGGAUGUGUAUAUAUCUAUAUGUAUACGCAAACUAGAGAAAUUCAUAAAAUGAAAAAACAAAAAAAUACAAAAAAAAAAAAUACCCCCAUCGCUUCGUGCUCCUGUAAAAUAAAGAGGCAAGUAUAUUAAGGUUAUGUAAAUGCAAUGUUCGCGUCAGGUAGUUGUAUGGAUGAAUAAUGUGUGACUUAAGCAUUGCAUAAUAAUUAUACAUAGUAUGUAUAAAGUUAUGAAAUAAGAAACAUUUUAUUAUUAACGAUAAUAUUAUGUAACGUAAUGUAACGUAACGUAAUGCGGGGAGGUUGUUACUCUAUAGAUUUGGGCAUAACGAGUAGGGAGAGCAUUUAUAUAUUCAAUCCCCAAAGUUCACAAUGACUGCUGCGUUCCAUCAUCGUUGUUUCAUUUCUGUUAAUUUAAUCUAUUUUAUUUUAUUUUUAUGCAAACACGUCAAAGAACCAAUCCUAUAUUUAUAUUAUUUCUUCUUACAGUUAUUUGAAAUAAAAGAGGGAAUAUAAAGUAUGUAGUAGCAUUCUUUACAAAUCUUAAAAAUUAUUUUAUUAUCGUUUAGAUCACGUAUAUUCGAUAGUAUAGAAAAAGAUCCGAUAACUCUCCCUAUUCCAAUGUUCUCUCUCUCUCUCUCUCUCUCUCUCUCUCUCUCUCUUUUUCUCUCUUUCACUUUCACUCACUCACUCACCUUCAUUUGAGCGUAUUCGAUUGUAUUUUUAUGUACUGCGGUUUUACUUUGACUUCAUUGUCAUGGGCUACUCAUAGCAAUGAUUCUGAUUGACUGUCGCAGAGAAUAAGUGAUUGGGUUUAUUUCUAGUGAUUCCUUUUUUCAUUCGUGACGAUCAAUAUCUUAACGGUAACGUUAUUAAUAUGUAGCCGCAAAAAUAAAAAAUUUAUCAAAGACAGUUUUAACAGAUCAUUCUUUACGCUUGAUAGAGAAUAAUUAUCACUUAGUUACAUCCGACAGUCAAAACGCGAUGAUGCUCUUUAUACGUUUAGUAUCAAGAAUUUUGAAGGAUCACUUGCAAACACAGAUGCGUCCAUAUUGUCAGUUACUUUUUUGGGAGACUGUUAAAUAAGAAGAAGGGUGAAGAGACAUUGCGGUUACGACACCAUUGUACUAUAGCUGCAUAAUAAUUAAAUAAAAAUAACGAUAAUUUGAUGAAUGCGAGAGAAUGUCCCACGUUUUAAUGUACAAAUAUUUUCGAAUGAGAUAGUUUAAUAAACACAGUUAGAUCGGAUAAAUCAAUUCGUUCUCGUGAAGUAGCAAUGAGUUUUAAUAUUUUAAUGAAACAAAAAAAAAAAGAAAUAAUAAGAAUAAGAAAAAAAAAAUAAAAAUUAUAAGAACAAUCGCGGUUUUAUAGAUUGCCAUGUCUCAUAUGACCGUGAAAAAAAAAGAAUUGGCUGUAUGAAACUUAAGGAGAUGGACUGGACCGUGUCCUUUCGUGCUUAUAUUCUAGAGCACGAUUGUAAGUGCGAUCGUUUGUAUGUAUAUGUGUGUAUGCGUGCGUGCAUGCGUGCGUGUGCGUAUUGUAUCUUAGACCUACGAGAUCAAUAAGAAAAAGACAGAAAAAAAAGAAAAGGUGUGAAAUGAAACGCGAGCGCAUUCAAAGAGACGCGAUGAGAGAUCGUCAGGCUGAUUCUUUAUUAAUAAAUACGGGCCAAUACCAUUUCUGGCAGUUUCUCUGUUAACAAAACAUAACUACGGUUUUAUACACAAACUGCUACUGUAUGUACACGUGCUUGCUUCAAGAUAGUACCUUGACUCUAAUUGUUGACAAAGAACUAUCUUAAAGUAUGGAUGCAAGAGAAAAGAUAAAGCUGAGUACUUUAGCAUUCAUAGUAUACUAUACGUACACUAUAAGUAUAGGUUUAUUUAAUUUUAUUAAUAUAAUACAAUGUCAAGUCCCGUUCGCAACACAACCAGAAUAAGAACAAAAUAAAAGAAAAGAAAAAAAAAAUUUAAGACUUGCGUUGUGUACUACAUGAAGCCAGAGAAUAUAAACAAUACACAUUUUGUUUUUUGCUCGAGUACUCAACGCGAUUCAGAAAAUACAAUUUUACUGGUGCUAACGGGUCUUAAAAUCAAUCAGGCGGAAUACGCCAAGAUAACCGUUACAUCUUUACGUUUGUUAGGUAAGCAUGAAGAUGGAAAAAAUAAAAUAAAAAAAAAAAAAAUAACAGAAUUUUGAGAUAAAAUCUGGUAACGAUACACAUCUUUAAGAUUUAAACGUAAACGAAGUCUUAGGCUAAGAAUUUGGUUUGUGUGUUCAUAAAUCUUGUUCAAACUACUUUUGUACAGGAUACCAUCACAUCAUCUCGUUCUCUCUCUCUCUCUGUCUCUCUCUCUUUCUCUCUGUCCCUUCUCCUUUCUCUCGACGUAACAGUAACCAACACCACAGACAUUUUCUGCCCAUUCCAUCAGAUUUGACUUUCAUUGUAUUUUUAAGUAAAUACAUUUUGAAAACUA